AUGGAGACUGGCGCCGGUCCACACCCGCUGCGCCUGUUCGUCUGCCUGAUGCCACUCUGCCUCGCUCUGCUUCUGGGACCCGGGCGGCCCGGGACCGCCGAGGAAGUCAUCCUCCUGGACUCCAAAGCUUCCCAGGCUGAACUGGGUUGGACUGCACUGCCGAGUAACGGGUGGGAGGAGAUCAGUGGCGUGGACGAACAUGACCGUCCCAUCCGGACAUACCAAGUAUGCAACGUGCUGGAGCCCAACCAGGACAACUGGCUGCAGACGGGUUGGAUUAGCCGUGGCCGUGGGCAGCGCAUCUUCGUGGAACUGCAGUUCACGCUGCGGGAUUGCAGCAGCAUCCCUGGCGCCGCAGGCACCUGCAAAGAGACUUUCAACGCUUACUACCUGGAAACCGAGGCCGACCUGGGACGUGGGCGUCCCCGCCUAGGAGGCAACCGGCCCCGCAAGAUAGACACUAUCGCCGCUGAUGAGAGCUUCACACAGGGCGACCUGGGGGAACGCAAGAUGAAGCUGAACACAGAGGUGCGUGAGAUCGGCCCCCUCAGCCGGCAGGGUUUCCACCUCGCCUUCCAGGAUGUGGGUGCAUGUGUGGCGCUGGUCUCGGUGCGUGUCUACUACAAGCAGUGCCGUGCCACAGUGCGGGGCCUGGCGGCCUUCCCCGCCACGGCAGCUGAGAGUGCCUUCUCCACCCUGGUGGAAGUGACUGGAACGUGCGUGUCCCACUCAGAAGGGGAGCCUGGCAGCCCUCCCCGCAUGCACUGUGGCGCCGACGGCGAGUGGCUGGUGCCUGUGGGUCGUUGCAGCUGCAGUGCAGGAUUCCAGGAACGCGGUGACAUCUGUGAAGCCUGUCCCCCAGGGUUUUUCAAAGUGUCCCCAAGGCGGCCCCUCUGCUCACCAUGCCCGGAGCAUAGCCUGGCUCUGGAGAAGGCCUCUACAUUCUGCGUGUGCCAGGAUACCUACGCUCGCUCGCCCACUGACCCGCCCUCAGCUUCCUGCACCCGGCCGCCGUCCGCUCCACGGGACCUGCAGUACAGCCUGAGCCGCUCCCCCCUGGCGCUGCGGCUGCGCUGGCUGCCGCCUGCGGACUCCGGUGGCCGUUCCGACGUCACCUACUCGCUGCUGUGCCUGCUCUGCGGUCGCGACGGCCCGGCGGGCGCAUGCCAACCCUGCGGGCCACGUGUGGCCUUCGUCCCGCGCCAGGCCGGGCUGCGGGAACGAGCCGCCACGCUGCUGCACCUGCGGCCUGGCGCGCGCUACACCGUGCGCGUGGCCGCGCUCAACGGCGUCUCAGGCCCCGCGGCCGCCGCGGGAGCCACCUACGCGCAGGUCACAGUGUCCACCGGACCCGGGGCACCCUGGGAGGAGGAUGAGAUCCGCAGGGACCGCGUGGAGCCUCAGAGCGUGUCCCUGUCGUGGCGGGAGCCUGUCCCUGCUGGAGCUCCCGGAGCCAACGGCACAGAGUAUGAGAUCCGCUACUAUGAGAAGGGUCAGAGCGAGCAGAUGUACUCCACAGUGAAGACAGGGGCACCGGCUGUCACUGUCACCAACCUGAAGCCUGCUACCAGAUACGUUUUUCAGAUCCGGGCGGCCUCCCCAGGGCCUUCAUGGGAAGCCCAGAGCUUCAACCCAAGCAUCGAAGUGCAGACCCCAGGGGAAGUUGCCUCGGGGUCCAGAGACCAGAGUCCUGCUGUCGUUGUCACAGUUGUGACCGUCUCAGCCCUACUGGUCCUGGGCUCUGUGAUGAGUGUGCUGGCUAUCUGGAGGAGGCCCUGCAAUGGCAAAGGAAGUGGGGACGCCCACGAUGAAGAGGAACUGUAUUUCCACUUCAAAGUCCCGACACGCCGCACGUUUCUAGAUCCCCAGAGCUGCGGGGACCCGUUGCAGGCUGUGCAUCUAUUCGCCAAGGAGCUAGACGCCAAAAGCGUCACCCUGGAGAAGAGCUUGGGAGCAGGUCGGUUUGGGGACCUGUGCUAUGGCUGCUUGCAGCUGCCCGGUCGCCAGGAAUUGCCGGUGGCCGUGCACACCCUGAGGGAUGGUUGCUCUGACUCGCAGAGGCUCAGCUUCCUGGCUGAGGCCCUCACCCUGGGGCAGUUUGACCACAGCCACAUCGUCCGGCUGGAAGGUGUUGUCACCCGAGGAAACCCCUUGAUGAUUGUCACUGAGUACAUGAACCUCGGAGCCCUUGACGACUUCCUCAGGCAUCACGAGGGGGAGCUGAUGGCUGCACAGUUGAUGGGUCUGCUGCCUGGGCUGGCAUCGGCCAUGAAGUAUCUGUCAGAGAUGGGCUAUGUGCACCGGGGCCUGGCAGCCCGCCGAGUGCUAGUCAGCAGUGGCCUCAUCUGUAAGAUCUCUGGCUUUGGGCGGGGUCCCCGGGACCGAGCUGAAGCUGUCUACACCACCAUGAGUGGCCGGAGCCCAGCACUCUGGGCAGCUCCCGAGACGCUUCAGUUUGGUCACUUCAGCUCUGCUAGUGAUGUGUGGAGCUUUGGCAUUGUCAUGUGGGAGGUGAUGGCCUUUGGGGAGCGGCCCUACUGGGACAUGUCCGGACAAGAUGUGAUCAAGGCUGUGGAGGAUGGCUUCCGGCUGCCACCCCCCAGGAACUGCCCCUCCCCACUGCAUCGACUGAUGCUUGACUGCUGGCAGAAAGACCCAGGGGAGCGGCCCAGGUUCUCCCAGAUCCACAGCAUCCUGAGCAAGAUGGGGCAGGAGCCGGAGCCCUCCAAGUGUGCUGCGAACACCUGUCUCAGGCCUCCCACCCCCCUGGCGGACCGUGCCUUCUCUACCUUCCCCUCCUUUGGCUCCGUGGGUGCCUGGCUGGAGGCUCUGGACCUGAGCCGCUACAAGGACAACUUCUCUGCAGCUGGCUAUGGGAGCCUGGAGGCUGUGGCUGAGAUGACCGCCCAAGACCUAGGGAGCCUGGGCAUCUCUUCCGCUGAGCAUCGAGAAGCCCUCCUGAGUGGGAUCAACGCUCUGCAGAAUCGAGUGCUGCAGCUACAGGGUCAGGGGGUGCAGGUGUGA
Arvicola amphibius (Eurasian water vole) is the source of this 3024-nucleotide messenger RNA. RefSeq names its product EPH receptor A10 (gene Epha10). The coding region runs from base 1 to 3024 and encodes 1007 amino acids. Gene Ontology annotation, cellular component: neuron projection; plasma membrane. The transcript is spliced from 17 exons. Gene Ontology annotation, biological process: axon guidance; cell surface receptor protein tyrosine kinase signaling pathway; protein phosphorylation. Gene Ontology annotation, molecular function: ATP binding; transmembrane-ephrin receptor activity; protein binding. The record is from RefSeq and is a predicted model, not a curated record. Lineage: Eukaryota; Metazoa; Chordata; Mammalia; Rodentia; Cricetidae.